Rattus norvegicus (Norway rat) is the source of this 703-nucleotide messenger RNA. RefSeq names its product transmembrane protein 92, pseudogene 1 (gene Tmem92-ps1). NCBI's taxonomy places the organism in Eukaryota, Metazoa, Chordata, Mammalia, Rodentia, Muridae. The record is from RefSeq and is a predicted model, not a curated record.
GUGUUAACUCUGCCCUUCUCUAAGCUCAUAGGCUCUCUUGCCAGGAUGCAGGAAUCCUGGGUACUGGGCACACUCACUCUGAUCUUUGGCCUGAUAUCCAGUCUGCAAGGAGCAAGCGGAAAUGAGACUCUACAGAACUGUGAAGACUUACACUGCCCCAAAGGAUUCAUAUGCUAUGAAAAUGAAUGCUGUCAGGAAAGCAAGAACUGGGAUCCUGAUACUGAACACUUCACCAUUGCACUGAUCGUCUUUUGGGUCAUCUUCGCCCUCCUGUGCAUCUGUGGCCUUGUGAUGUCCAAAUGCCAAGGACUACAGCAUGACCUCAGACCAGCGGAUCAUCAUACUCCUCAAAAUCCACCCUCCAAAGCUCCUCUAGAGAGCAUUUGGGUCACCUCCGUGGAUCCCCUACCAACCAUUCGUUGUUCUGAAUUCAACUGAGACUGAAACACGUCCUCCCUAUAGCCUCAGGCCUGAAGGCUUACUGUCCAGAUGAGAGGGACUCGCUAUAUGCAACCCUAUCACCCACCUCACACACAAACCUCUUGGAGGCAGCCAAAGACCAUGGAAUGACUGCAUAUCCCAUCCUGUCUCUUGUACUGUGAUUGCAUUGAUUGUACUUUUAUACCGCUAUUCCUUUUUGUCAUGAGAGCUAAACUAGAUCUGUAAUCUCUGUCACACAAUAAAGGCUGUUGAUUUUUUUAAG